GAGAAUAGCGGUCCUGUGGCGGUGGUAUUUUUAUGGCGCAGGGCAACCAUUCGCAUGGUUCAUGUCUGCCGUCGUAAAUGCUCGCGACAAGGGUUCAGUAGCACGACUUUGAACGCCGUCGAUAUCUCUUGGUUCCCCCAGUGUACUGUUGACAGUCUUCGAUGUGGCAUAGGGGAAGCCAAAUAUGCUCUUGGAAAUGAAAUGACCCUGGGACGUGCCUUACAGGUUCAUUUGUAUGCCCCGACUAUGGUAGUUCCCAAGUACAUCAUUCCUCAUUUUGGCUGACGGCGCCAGGGUACGACGGCCCACUAGGUUUGCAUGAUAUCAGCACCCUAUGGAAGCUGUCGUCUUUAUCCACACUCACGCUCCUUGCUUUCCGCCCUCAUCGACAUGCCCGCGAGUGUCGAUGUCCUAGCACUCGUCGGGUUCGUUUGCGAGUCGCUAUUCUACGGCGCGUACGCCGUGUUGUUUGCGGCGUCCUUAUGGGUACUCCUCUGGAUGAGAAAGACCCGUAGAACUAACAACUUGAACAUCAUCUUCGUCCUUCACUGUCUGCUUUUUGUGGCAUGUACACUGCACUACGCACUGUACUUCAGUCACUUCGUCAGUUACCUGAACGGCGGAGUCGUUGCAGGAUUUGCCAAUGAGACCUACCAUACAUUCAUCGCAGACUGCACUACUUCAGUGGCCGACUUCCUGGGAGACCUCAUCCUGAUUUACAGGUGCUAUGUACUCUGGAGUUGCAACUACUACGUCGCUGUCCUUCCUCUGCUCACAGCCUCGUCAGGCCUCAUAUGCGCAGCGGUAGUAGGGCACCUUGUUUGGGGGACUGCCGACGCGACACCCUCACCAUCCAUCGUCCCCCUAGGCUUAGCAAGCUUCACCUUACCCCUUUGCACGAAUGUCAUUGUGACAUCGCUCAUCAUUUUCCGGAUAUGGUACAUGUCGAAGGACACGGUGCUCUACGGACUGCCAACAAGGUCGACAACGCGCGCGGCAAUGGGCAUCGUCAUCGAGAGCGGCAUUCUCUACUUCGUGGUGCAGUUCAUCUUCGUAGUUAUUUUCGGGAUAGGUCAUCCUGCGGAAUUCAUCAUGAUUCUUGUGGCAACUCAGACUUACGGCAUCACGUCGACGCUGAUCCUUAUCAAUGUCGGACUCGGGCUAUCGUGGGAACAGACUCGGCGCGCGCAGAGAUCCAGCCUGUCAUGGGCCCCUCCCUCAAUGGGCCAGGGGGCAGCUUCUUCAAGUUCGCUCAGAACGCCAACGGAUGUCGGUGGGAUUGAAGGGUCCUUUGGUUCUGGUGGCAUCGUAGAAUUGCUCGAUAUGCGAGACGAUGGCAAGGUCAAGCAUCAGAUAUCAGCCAGUAGUCUUACAAGCAUGCCAAGUUAUUCCAUUCCUUAGUUGUGUUACACACGUAUAAAUAACACGCUCGUUCUCAUUUGAGUACCGGUUAUUGCAAGAGGCGGAAGCCAUGAUUUGUAGUGAAUUUGGACAUCCGGCCACUCAUGUCGCGCUCUGGUGACUGACGAUUGUGCCAUCACUCACAGAGGCCUGACUUUCGUCGGCAAAUCAUGAUUCGCCACAAACUCCAGCCGACUCUUCAGUAUCUCGUAGACGACGUUCACUUGAUGUGUCGUGAACACCAGACAUGUUACGUUCACGAGCAGCAGCGUGACGAGAAGGAGGACAGUGGCUGUCGGAGAUGCCCAAAAGGGAGGUGUCGGGGCUGGUACCUCCCGGACUAGCUCUUUAAGGUCGGUGCCCUCUUCCUGGCUAAGCGGCGCGUAUUCGUUUGCGAUCGAGCUGUCUGUGGGAGAAUAAUAUGGCUUGCUCAUGCUUCUUGCCGCAGGAGACGGGCGAC
Phanerochaete carnosa HHB-10118-sp is the source of this 1861-nucleotide messenger RNA. RefSeq lists its product as uncharacterized. The record is from RefSeq and is a predicted model, not a curated record. The coding region runs from base 391 to 1401 and encodes 336 amino acids. The transcript has 8 exons. NCBI's taxonomy places the organism in Eukaryota, Fungi, Basidiomycota, Agaricomycetes, Polyporales, Phanerochaetaceae.